This is a messenger RNA of Quercus robur (English oak), 990 nucleotides long. RefSeq lists its product as uncharacterized. The transcript has a single exon. The record is from RefSeq and is a predicted model, not a curated record. NCBI's taxonomy places the organism in Eukaryota, Viridiplantae, Streptophyta, Magnoliopsida, Fagales, Fagaceae. The coding region runs from base 117 to 719 and encodes 200 amino acids.
CUCUAGAUGUCCAAAGUUUAUGAGUAUGGGUAACAUAUCUCUAUAUAUUGAAGCAAAGAAGAUCAACAAGAAAGGAAAAACUAGCAUAAGAAACCAAAUUAAGUCUUCCUUCUUAAAUGGAUUCCUCAGCAACUCUUAGUAGCCGUGCCCAACUUGUCUCUAGAGAAUGUGACAACAUAUUUCCGAGCACAAAAUACCUAUCCUCUCAAAGGACACCUUCGUUUUCCUCCUCCUCGACACUUUCACCAUGUUCUUCUUCCUUUGGAUCUUCCAAUUUUGCUGAUGAUUCCCCACUAAGUCCAGCUACUCCCCUUAGAUAUUCCGGUGUUCCAUUUUCUUGGGAACAUUUACCAGGAAUUCCCAAGAAAAAACAAGCAUCCAAGAAAGAAUCCUCAUCAAAGCUCCUUCCAUUGCCACCAACUAGUACCACAACUCCAAGCUCUAGAAAAUCCCACUUGGAAGAUGUGGUUGGGAAGAAGAAUUGUAAGCAGACUUUUGAAAAAGAUCCAUUUUUUGCAGCAUUGGUUGAGUGCUCCAAGGAUGAUGAUCAAGAUCAAGAACCAAAUAAGAGCAUUUGGAAUAGUGCUAAGGUGUCUAGGAGUCUAAGUGAUCGUUUUGGUUUUAUUAGUCUUUACACUUCUUGCAAGAGAACUUCUGCAAUCUCAGAGUCCAUAAUCUAUCUUCCAAGGUCAAGCAGAACCUCCUAUGAUCUGAUCUGAUUCAUCACCGUUCCAGCUGAUCAACUUGGUAUAAUUUUCAAUGAUUCGACUGCCGGGUUUGUGUUUUCUAGUUAUAAAACAAAGCACUUUUCUUUUCUUUUUUUUUUAAUUUCCCUGUUUUUGUUUUUUUACCUUUCUUGGUAUUUGGACUUGAAGAGGACAAGUAUGUAUCAAAAAAAUAUUUAAGUUAUUGUAACAUGUCAAUAUUACUGGGAAGCAGUGUUAGACUUAGACCCUGCUUUGUUUAGUGAAUGAUUUGCAUUUUUUUUAA